Molecule: messenger RNA, 3008 nt
Organism: Eucalyptus grandis
Lineage: Eukaryota; Viridiplantae; Streptophyta; Magnoliopsida; Myrtales; Myrtaceae
Product: MDIS1-interacting receptor like kinase 2
Exons: 2
Coding region: 1-2862 (953 amino acids)
Biological process (GO): protein phosphorylation
Molecular function (GO): ATP binding; protein binding; protein kinase activity
Source: RefSeq, a predicted model, not a curated record
AUGGCCGAACUUAAGCCACGCAUCUUGCUUUGGAUUCUGCUGCUAUUAUCUUGCAGUGCUGAAGCGAGAGCUAGUUCAGAAGCAGAGGCGCUCCUCACAUGGAAGUCGACUCUUGAGAACCAAACUGCCCUUCGAUCGUGGACGGCCAGCAGGACGAUGGGUGACCCGAACCUGUCGACAAGGCCGUGCAGAUGGUUUGGCGUCUCUUGCAAUGCGGAGGGCAGCAUCACGAAGAUACAUCUCCCGCGCGCAAGCCUAGGGGGAAACCUCACUGGCUUUGAGUUCUCGGCUUUCGACAGCCUGGUGUCCCUCAAUCUCAGCCAAUGCAACCUCUCGGGGCCUAUCCCACCUCAAAUCGGCUUGCUCUCAAAGCUGACGCACCUGAACCUCUCCAGGAACAUUCUCUCUGGUCGUCUCCCGCCCACACUUUCGAACCUCACUCGUCUCUCCUUGCUUUAUCUCGGCAACAACAUGAUAAACGGCAAGCUGGAUCCGCGCUUGUUUUCCAACUUGACUGAACUCCAGUUCCUGGAACUCCAAAACAACAAUUUCACUGGGAAAAUCCCCUUGGAGAUCAGCCUCCUGACGAAUCUCAUAGAGCUAGCUAUCAAUAACAACCGUCUGAAUGGCUCGAUCCCAUAUGAAAUCGGAAACCUGAAGCAUUUAGAUGCUAUAUCUUUAUACGGGAAUCAUCUCACCGGUCCAGUCCCUGUGUCCAUCGGCAAUCUUACUCGCUUGACAAUCUUGUACUUGCAGCAGAACAAUCUCUCAGGACCUAUUCCUCAGGAUAUUGUCAAGUGUACCAAGCUAGUCGAAAUAUUUCUGUAUGACAACGAUCUCUCGGGUUCAGUACCUCCAGGACUCGCCAACUUUUCAUUCCUGAAGAAGCUUCAUCUCAGUGAAAACAGUCUCUCUGGUCCCCUACCGCAAGUCUGCCGAGAGUCUCCUCUCGUAGUAUUCACGGCCGCCUUCAACAGCUUCACAGGUCCAAUGCCUAGAAGCUUGAGGAACUGCACGACUCUCGUGCGAGUCCGUCUCGAGAGCAACUUCCUUUCGGGGUAUCUAGACCGAGACUUCAGUGUCUAUCCGAACCUCAAUUAUCUUGACUUGAGCAACAAUAAGUUGAGGGGGGUCCUGUCCCCGUACUGGGGAUCAUGCCUAAAGCUGACACUGCUGAAAGUUGCUGGAAAUGAGAUCGGCGGCACCAUUCCGAAUGAGCUCGGCAAAUUAAGUGUCCUGGAAGUGCUCGAUCUGUCGUCUAACCAUAUUACCGGAUCGAUAUCCCAACAUUUAGGAAACUUUUCCUCUCUGUUUUGGCUGAAUUUAGCAGAGAACAGGCUCUCAGGUUCGAUUCCGCCUGAACUUGGGCAUCUGUCGCGUCUCAAGGACCUUGACCUCUCAUCAAACGAGCUGGGAGGCCCGAUUCCAGAACAACUCUGGAAAUGCUCAAAGCUGCGGAACCUGGUCCUGGCGAUGAACAAUCUCAACGGGUCUAUAUCACCUCAGGUCGGAAACCUAGCACUGCAAGGUUCCCUGAACUUGAGCCAUAACCGCCUCACCGGCAAUAUACCUCCACAGAUUGCAAAGUUGGCCGUGGAGCAUCUAGAUCUUUCUCACAAUGUGCUCUCCGGCAAAAUCCCUCCUUCCUUUGCCCUGAUGACUGGUUUAACAUCGGUCGAUUUCUCAUACAAUGAACUGGAAGGUCCGAUUCCAGACAGCAAAUUCUUCCUCCACUCUGCCCCAACUGCAUUCAGCAACAACAAGAACAUGUGCGGUCCGGUCCAAGGUUUCCAACCAUGCAAUGCUAAAUUGUCGGGGAGCGCAGUUCGCAAGAAAAGCCACAAAUUGUGGAUUAUAUUAGGCGUUUCUUCAUUGGUCGUUUUACUCCUUAUUGUGGUAUUGCUCGGAAAAUCCAUCCUAUCCCGCCAAAGAACGAAAUGCGCGAGUGUGAGAAUUGCUGGGCUAAACAGCAGAAAUGUUUUCUCCGUGCUGAACUAUGAUGGGAAAGUCGUCUACAAGGACAUCAUCAAAGCCACGGAGGGUUUCGAUGACAAGUAUUGCAUCGGCGAGGGCGGAAGCGGAAGAGUCUACAGAGCUCUGCUUCCAUCGGGACAUGCGUUAGCCGUAAAGAAGAUCAAGUCCUCGGAAGGUGAUGAAAUAGAGCAGAUCACAGCAAGCUUCAUCAAUGAGAUCAGGUUGUUGACAGCCAUACGACAUCGAAACAUUGUCAAGUUCUAUGGAUUCUGCUCUAGCAGGCCUCAUAAAUUCCUCGUGUACGACCUGAUUGAGAGGGGAAGCCUAGCGAGCACCCUGAACAAUGGCGGUGAAGCAGCACAGCUCGACUGGAGGAGGCGAGCAGAGAUCGUGAGGGACAUAGCACGGGCCCUGUGUUACAUGCACGACUGCACACCGCCGGUAAUUCAUCGAGACAUAUCAAGCCGAAACAUCCUGUUGAACACAGAAUAUAAAGCUUUUCUUUCCGAUUUCGGCAUCUCCAGGAUUUUAAAGCCUGAUUCGAGCAACUGGACGGCCGUGGCUGGCACGUACGGUUAUGUCGCUCCAGAGCUCGCGUACACAAUGAGCCUGACUGAAAAAUGCGAUGUUUAUAGCUUCGGUGUCCUGGUGCUCGAAGUGACAAUCGGAAAACACCCAGCGGAGCUCGGCAUAUCUCUGAAUUCCCUGCAAUCCGAGCAAAGCGUGGAGCUAGAAGAUCUGUUAGAUGCACGUCUUCCACCUCCGGCAGAUCAAAUCACCAUGAACGAAGUGAAAGCAAUAGUGAAGCAAGCACGUUCAUGUAUAGAUGUUGAUCCGAAUCGGAGGCCAACCAUGAGAGAAGUGUCGCAGGCACUCCUCGAAAAUUAGAACAAUCUUCACUAGUCUGGAGCAGGCACGCCCAUUUGUAUUUUCUCGCUGUAAUCGAUUCACUCCUAGUCCUCUACGAGUAGGCAAAUUUAAGCGUUAAAUAGGCAAUGACGAUCAUGUGCUUGUUUACGUGUAAUAAAAGCUUU